This is a messenger RNA of Agelaius phoeniceus (red-winged blackbird), 10874 nucleotides long. It is a transcript of the gene ATG2B, whose product is annotated as autophagy related 2B. Lineage: Eukaryota; Metazoa; Chordata; Aves; Passeriformes; Icteridae. Gene Ontology annotation, biological process: autophagy of mitochondrion; glycophagy; autophagy of peroxisome. Gene Ontology annotation, cellular component: phagophore assembly site; phagophore. The record is from RefSeq and is a predicted model, not a curated record. Gene Ontology annotation, molecular function: protein-membrane adaptor activity; phosphatidylinositol-3-phosphate binding.
ACGGUGCCGGUGGUCGGCGGGGGGGCGCCGGGAGGAAGGGGACGAACAGCCGCGAUCGGCCUGGCCGCCCUCGCCGGCGGCGCGGAGCUGACGAGCAGGGGCUGCCCUCCCGCCGGACCCCGGCCCCUUCCCGCGCAGCGCGGCUGCGGCGGCCCCUCCGCGCCCGAGAAGAUGGCGGCGGUGUCCGAGUGAGGAUGGAGCUGCCUGUCAGCGCCUCUUCGCCCUAGGGCGGGCAGUGCCGCCCCGCCGGGGCGUGAGGGGCGGCGGCGGUGCCGCCCGGUAGUGGGGAGCCCCCGCCGUAGCCCGCGCCGAGGGGCGAGGCUUGGCCUGGCGACCCCACUCAGCUGCUUCGCGCCUCCGCUCUCCGCCCGGCCCCGUCCCGCCGCCCGGCCUCGCGGCCCCCGGCGUGCAGCCGCCAUGCCGUGGCCUUUCUCGGAGUCCAUCAAGAAGAGAGCCUGCAGGUACCUGCUGCAGAGGUACCUGGGCCACUUCUUGCAGGAGAAGCUCAGCCUGGAACAGCUCAGCCUGGAUCUCUACCAGGGCACCGGCUCCUUGACGCAGGUCCCUCUGGAUAAGUGGUGUCUUAAUGAGAUCCUGGAGUCUGCUGAUGCACCUCUGGAAGUCACAGAUGGAUUUAUCCAAUCAAUUUCUUUAUCUGUCCCGUGGGGGUCGUUGCUGCAGGAUAACUGUGCAUUAGAAGUGAAAGGAUUAGAGAUGGUCUUCAGGCCAAGACCAAGGCUUGCAUCUGGUUCUGAGCCUAUGUAUUGGUCAAGUUUUAUGACCAGUAGUAUGCAGCUUGCAAAAGAGUGUCUUAGCCAAAAAUUGACAGAUGAACAAGGAGAAGGGUCCCAGCCUUUUGAAGGACUUGAGAAAUUUGCAGAAACUAUUGAAACAGUUCUAAGAAGAGUGAAAGUUACCUUUUUGGAUACUGUGUUACGAAUAGAACAUGUGCCAGAAAACUCUAAAAGUGGAACUGCACUUGAAAUCAGAGUUGAAAGAACUAUGUACUGUGAUGAAACUGCAGAUGAGUGCUCUGGAAUUAAUGUUCACCAGCCCACAGCUUUUGCUCACAAAUUACUGCAGCUCUCAGGUGUCUCUUUCUUCUGGGAUGAGUUUCCUGCAUCAGCAAAGUCCUCCCCAGUGUGUUCAGCUACUCAGCUGGCAACUGAACCAAAGCUUUCACCUAGCUGGAAUCCAAAAAUCAUUUAUGAGCCACAUCCACAAUUAACAAGAAACUUGCCAGAAAUUACUCCUUCUGACCCUGUACAGAUCUGUAAGCUGAUUGGUAGAAUGGAGUUAAGCCUAACACUAAAACAAAAUGAAGUACUUCCUGGAGCUAAGUUGGAUGUAGAUGGACAAAUAGAUUCUGUACAUCUGUUUCUGUCACCAAGGCAGGUUCAUCUUCUAUUGGACAUGGUAGCAGCUAUUGCUGGACCAGAGAGUCUGAGCAGGAUAGAAUUGUCAAAUAAAGAUAGGAAGAACCGGCCAAUGCAGCAGGAGGACGAGUAUCGGAUUCAGAUGGAGCUGAAACGUUAUUUGAGGAAAGAGUCUUUAUCUGCAGGAGCAUCAUCUGAGCAAAGCUUCUAUGAGACAGAGAGUGCCAGAACGCCUUCUAGUCGUGAGGAAGAAGUUUUCUUCUCAAUGGCUGAAAUGGACAUGUCCCACAGCCUUUCCUCACUUCCACCUCUUGGAGAUCCUCCAACCAUGGAUCUAGACUUGUCUUUAACCAGUACAUACACAACUACACCAGCAGGAUCUCCACUGAGCACUACAGUGCUGCAGCCAACUUGGGGUGAUUUUCUUGAUCGUAACAAACAAGAAUUACAGCCUCCAAGAGGUUCCUCACUAACAGCCAAUAUGGUUCACCAGACUUCCAUAAGAAGGACAUCUAUUCCAUCCAGAUCUGUUUCUGUGGAUGAAUCCAGACCUGAGCUACUUUUUAGACUGGCAGUUGGAACUUUCUCAGUGUCUGUACUUCAUAUUGACCCUUUACCCCCACCUGAAAGUUCACUGAACCUUAACCCAUUGACACCAAUGGCUCGGGAUUUCUUUGCCCGAAUAGAAAAGAUUGAGCCAGUUAAGUUUUCAACAGAAGAUUUUCUGUCCUUCCGAGAAGUAUUUGCAGAAGCUUGUUCUCAUGAUCACCUUAGGUUUAUAGGUACUGGCAUCAAAGUGUCUUAUGAGCAAAGACAAAGGACUGCCUCACGAAGUUUUAGUACUGACUUAUCCAUUGGUGAGAUGGAAUUCCUGGAAUGCCUUUUUUCUACUGACUCUCAUUCCAUGCAGCCUCACUAUACAGAGCUGCUGACAUUUCAUUCUGAAGAAAGAAAUGAUUCUCAUUCUAUGCCAUGUCUUCAGCUGCAUUAUAAGCAUUUAGAUAAUAGAGGACCUCAGGGUAGUCAAGGGAGACUCAGCUCUGUUCCACAGAAAGCAGAGUUACAAAUAAAGUUAAGUCCAGUGUUUUGUGAGCUGGAUAUUAGUAUUGUAGACAGAUUAAAUUCCUUACUUCAACCCCAGAAACUAACUACAGUGGAGAUGAUGGCAUCUCACAUGUAUGCUUCUUACAAUAAGCACAUAAGUCUGCAUAAAGCAUUUGCUGAAGUUUUUCUGGAUGAUUCUCAUACUCCUUCAAACUGUAGAGUUUCUGUUCAAGUCACUGCCCCAGCAUUGAAACUCUCUGUUCGCUUCCCAAUACCUGAUCUACGGUCAGAUCAGGAAAGAGGACCAUGGUUUAAGAAAUCACUUCAGAAGGAGAUUCUUCAUCUUGAAUUUACAGAUAUGGAAUUUAAAACUGAAUUUAUAGGAGGUUCGACUCCAGAACAAGUUAAAUUAGAGCUUACCUUUAAAGAGCUAACUGGUUCAUUUGAAGAAGAUAAUGCAGAAACACCAGUAAAAUUUUUUCAGGUGUCAGGUGGCACAGAUGGAGAUAUAACAUCAUCAUCAGACAAUUUUGACUGGCCUCGGAUUGUAUUGAAAAUAAACCCUCUGGCUGUGCACUCUAUUCUGGAAAGGAUAGCAGCUGAGGAGGAAGAAGGUGAUAAUAACUUUCAAGAAGAAGAAGAAGGAGGGUCUCAUUCUUUGAAGGAUGUCUGUGAUAUUAGGAGACCAGAGCCUUCUCCAUUUUCUUCUCGUAGGGUCAUGUUUGAAAAUGAAGAGAUGGUGAUGCCAGGAGAUAUAGUUGAAAUGACCGAGUUUCAGGAUAAAACAAUUAGCAAUUCUCAUUAUGUACUGGAACUCACACUACCAAACAUUCACUUAACACUACCAAACAAAAGCUUUUAUGAAAAACUGUACAACAGGAUCAGCAAUGAUUUAUUGUUGUGGGAACCCACAGCUCCAUCUCCUGUGGAAACAUUUGAAAACCUUUCUUAUGGUGUUGGACUAUCUGUGGCCAGCCAACUCAUCAACACUUUCAGUAAAGAUAGCUUCAGUCAAUUUAAAUCUGCAGUUCAUUAUGAUGAUGAAAGUGGAUCUGAGGAAGAAACACUACAGUAUUAUUCCACUGUCGAUCCAAACUAUCGUUCACGCAGAAGGAAAAAGCUUGACUCACAAAAUAAGAACUCACAGAGCUUUCUGUCUGUUCUGCUAAAUGUGACACAUGGAUUAGUGUCAAUAUUCACAGAUGUAAAGCAGGAUGAUGGAAAUACACUGGAAGGAAAAUAUGGUGAAUUUUGGUUUGAGUUUAACGGUGGUUCCCUUUUCAGUGUGACUAAAUAUGAAGGUUUUGAGGACAGACACUAUGUUUGUCUCCAUUCUAGCAGCCUCAAUUUAUAUCAUCAAGGUUUGGUAGAUGGAGUUGUCCCUUCCUCUGAAGUACGACUGCCCAGCACAAUACGUCCCCAUUGGUUAGAGCCUACUAUUUGUUUUUCUGAAGAGGAUGGUCUUAGUAGGACUACUUCAGAUGGUGUAGGAAUGGAUAGUCCCAGUAUGCUGACUGUUGCAGUCAAAAUCCAAUCAGAUAAAAUAGAGAGCAAUACAAAGGAAUUUCUGGUGGCUGUUGGACUGCGAGGAGCCACCCUUCAGCACCGUGUGUUGCCUUCAGGUUUAAGCUGGCAUGAACAGAUUUUAUAUUUUUUGAAUAUUUCUGAUGAGCCUGUUCUGGGAUAUAGUCCUCCAGCUACAAUUACAACUUUUCAUGUGCAUCUGUGGAGUUGUGCUCUUGAUUACAGGCCCUUGUUUUUGCCAGUCAGAUCUCUCCUUACUGUUGAAACUUUCAGCAUUUCCAGUAGUGUUGCAGUAGAUAAAUCCUCUUCUACUCUCAGGAUAAUUUUAGAUGAAGCUGCUUUGCAUUUGUCUGACAAAUGCAACACUGUCAUGGUGAACCUCCAUAGAGAUUAUGUUCGUGUUAUGGAUAUGGGACUGCUGGAACUAACCAUUACAACAGUAAAAUCUGAUUCUGAGGGAGAAAGAACUAAACCUCGUUUUGAGCUGCACUGUUCCAGUGAUGUAAUCCAUAUUCGUACCUGCUCUGAUUCGUGUGCUGCACUCAUGAAUCUCAUACAAUAUAUUGCAAGUUAUGGUGAUUUACAUCCACCUGCUAAGACAGAGGUUAAACGUGGAGUUAGCAAGCCAAAAAUGAAGGUAGAGACCUUUAGCCAACCAUCUUCCCACGGACCAGGCCUUGCUGAAUCAGAGCAGCAGAUUUUACGGGAUUUGAUGAGUGAUGCCAUGGAAGAAAUUGAGACUCAACAGACUGCUUCUGCCAUCAAGCAAGAGUCUAAUGGAGUUUUAGAUGACAAAUCUCAAACUCAAGAGCCAUCUUGCUCAGAUCUCUUCCUGUUUCCAGAUGAAAGUGGAAAUGUCUCACAAGAGCCAAGUCCCACUUAUGCUUCAUUUACUCAUCACCUGAUAAGUGAGGCCAUGGGAGAUGUUCCAGCAGAAAGUGAUGAUUUCUGCAUUCUUUUUGCACCUAAAGUUGCUGUUGCUGAAAAAGAGGAAGAGCCAGUUAUAAAAAUAAUGGUUGAUGAUGCAAUUAUCAUAAAGGAAAAUCAUUUCAGUCAACCUAUAAAAAAAACGGAUACAAGCAAAGCUCCACUUCAUUUUCCUGUUCCUCUGGUACGCUAUGUUGUAAAGGAAAUAUCUCUUAUUUGGCAUCUUUAUGGUGGAAGGGAUUUUGGGACUGCACCACCAACUUCUCCAGCUAAAAGUUUCAUAAGUCCCCAUAGUUCUCCUUCUCAUACACCAACAAGGCAUGGACGGAAUACAGCAUGUGGAGGAAGAGGAAGAAACCCAGACUUCUUAAUGGAAAUACAAUUAAGCAAGGUGAAAUUCCAGCAUGAGGUGUAUCCUCCAGGUGGUGCAGAAAGUGAAUCUUGUCUGUUGGAGCAGCCAGUGUCACGACAAGUUUUUAUUGUUCAAGACCUGGAGAUCAGAGAUCGCUUAGCUACAUCACAAAUGAAUAAAUUUCUCUAUCUCUACUGCAGUAAGGAGAUGCCCAGAAAAGCACAUUCAAACAUGUUAACAGUGAAAGCUUUACAUGUCCGUCCAGAGUCUGGCAGAUCCCCACAGGAAUGCUGUUUACGUGUUUCACUAAUGCCACUUCGCCUCAAUAUUGACCAGGAUGCCUUGUUUUUCCUGAAGGACUUUUUCACUAGCCUUUCUACAGAAGUAGAACUCUUAGUUACUCCAGAUCCUGAAGUCAAAAAGUCUCCUGGUGCUGAAGUUACGUGUAGUUUGCCCAGGCAUGUCAGCAGCCUUAAGGAACCAAGUCCAGUCAUUUCUUUUGCAUCACACAAGCAAGCAAAUGAGAAUGGCAGCAUUGAUUCCAUGGAUGUAGUUAAUGGAGAGGAUGAUCAGUUCUCACAAGAAACAACAUCGUACAGUGAUCAGCCAGUAUUUUUCAGAGAAUUUCGCUUUACAUCAGAAGUUCCAAUACGGCUUGAUUACCAUGGCAAGCAUGUCUCCAUGGAUCAGGGAACAUUAGCUGGGAUUCUUAUUGGGCUUGCUCAGUUGAACUGCUCAGAAUUAAAGCUGAAGAGGCUUUGCUAUAGACAUGGUUUAUUAGGUGUGGAUAAAUUAUUCUCCUAUGCCAUCAGUGAAUGGCUUAAUGAUAUAAAGAAAAACCAGCUACCAGGAAUUUUGGGAGGAGUAGGGCCUAUGCAUUCGCUUGUGCAGUUAGUGCAAGGUCUGAAAGACCUGGUGUGGCUGCCAAUAGAGCAGUACCGCAAGGACGGUCGUAUUGUCAGAGGCUUUCAAAGAGGAGCAGCUUCUUUUGGUACUUCCACUGCCAUGGCAGCACUGGAGCUGACAAACAGAAUGGUUCAGACUAUACAGGCAGCUGCAGAAACUGCUUAUGACAUGGUAUCACCAGGGCCUACCUUCAUUGAAGCAAAAAAGAUCAAACGGUUCCCUCGCCAUCGCCUGGCUCCUCAGCCGGUCGACCUGCGGGAGGGGGUAGCCAAAGCCUACAGUGUUGUGAAAGAGGGGAUUACGGACACAGCCCAAACCAUCUAUGAGACUGCUGCUCGUGAGCAUGAGAACAGAGGAGUCACUGGAGCAGUAGGAGGAGUCCUCCGCCAAAUCCCACCAACCGUGGUGAAACCUUUCAUUGUUGCAACAGAGGCCACCUCCAAUGUCCUGGGUGGAAUGAGAAACCAGAUCAGGCCAGAUGUGCGUCAAGAAGAAUCUCAGAAGUGGCGCCUUGGGGAGGACUGAGAUUGUAAAUCUGGCUCAGCAGGCAGGUAGCAAGGCUGGAAAUGCAGAAGAAUGUCCUGUUGGCAGCUUUAGAUGGAGCUCACUUUGUUUUGUCAUGCUCAUCUCAGGAACAAAUGAGGUUUUCCAACUGUUACUAGCAAAACAUCCAACCAAAAAUAUUUAUGAAGUGAAAAGCGAAUUGGUACGUGCUUGUACUGUGUGUUACCAAUACAUUUGGUAGAUAGUGCCAAACAUAGUGAAGCAUGCGCUGCCAACUCAGAGACAUGCUUGCUCUGCUCCAUUUACCAUAUUUUUUGUGGUAGAUUUGACAUCUGAAGCAGUAGCCUGUAUGGUGAAGCUAAGUGGACUUUAAAGAGUUUUUCUGAGCAUAGUCAAAGAACUGUUUUCAAUAAAGGGCUCUGCAGAUGCUCUUCACUGACUAAAGGAUAAAAGCUUUCAUUGUGGACAUGAGACAUGAGGCUGUCUAAUAUGGAAGCAGAUAAGAUAAUACUGUUUAAUGGUCAUAAGCAUCGCUUUUAGCGUGGCACUUACAGCAAGGACAAGCUUGAUAACCAUUCAGAGUUUAGAUUCAGUGUCAAUACACCUACGAACAGAAUUUGUUCCUAAUUAUUAAAUACCUACUUUUGUGGGUUUUUGAAGAACCUGAAUGUUGCAGAAAUGUUCUGUUGUGUUGCACUUUAAAGGAUAUGGCCUGUAUAUUGUGCUUUUUUAUAGUGUGAAUAAAAUGUAAUGUGCAUUAUCCUUUAUGUGGUUUAGAAGCUUACACAAAUUAUUGAAAAGAGCAUCAUUUGAUGAUGAUCCUACAGAAAAGUGUCUUAAAUUUAUUUAAACUCAUUAUAUGUAAAAUUUUUUUUUUGUCUACUGUUACACUAAUUACAAUGCUAAAAAUAUCUACUGUUCAGGAAAACAGUUAAUUCUAAUUGUCGCCAACAGUUCUUUGUAAGAAUGAAAAAUCAUUAGUAAAAACAAAUUAUUUCAUAAUUUCAUAGUUAGAAGGCUAUACAGACUUUAUUUUAGUAAUCUGCUUUUAUUUAAAGUUCAUAUUGUUGGAGAGUUGCUGCUCUCACAAGGUAUUCAUACUUUAGAUUGUGUGUCAUCAGUUAUUUGAUAGUGAGUAUUUGGGGUCCUAAUGAAACUGGGAACCGGUGAGAGGUUUUCAAAAAAGGACAGCAAAGCUUCUAAAAUCCAAGUUGGUACUGACAUUAUUUACCAUUUAGUAGGUGACAUGUGUCUCCACAGAGCUUUACUAAGCACCUGACAUUGCACCAUUUUGGGGCAGUUGAAAGUCUUGGCGAUAGAUGUGCAAUAAUGAACUUUCUUUUGUUUUGUAUUAGCGAAAACUGGAGAAUAAAGAGUAAAGACUCUUUUGAAUAGAAAAGUACUCAUUUUGAAUUUCAGUAGAUGAAACUUUAAAUGACUAGCCAGUAUGUAGAUUUGUUAUAGUUCUGUGCUAGUCAUAAGUGGAAAUCCUGCCCAUAUGCCGUGUGGAAAGUCCCCACUGAAAGGGGGACAUCAGAUGCUAUUGAUCAGACUUCAGUCUCAAAGGGUGAUGAGGAAGUAUUUUCAUUCUUUGUUCAAUUAACCUGCCUCUAGCAGAAACUUUGCUGAUGGGCCUUAAGGGACAAGCAGGAGUAUAUGAAGGAAAAAAAAUUGCUGCUUGUUCAUGCUGAUACUAUACUAGGUAUUCCUGAACACCAAAGAAUCUGGCUGGACAGUAAAUGAUUUGAAAACAUCCCCUCUGUUAGGAAGACUUCUGCAGUCUGCUCUAUUUUUUUCAUGAAACAAAGUUCCAGGUAAAAACAAAUUCCUGCAUAGGGUGACAGGUGAUAUUAUAAAGUUGUGUUUCAAUUCACUGGAAUCAUUGAAGUUGUGGUGCACUGAAAACCUGCUUAUUUCAGCUAAAUGACUUGCAAGCAGGAGGAGAUGCUUUUGAGAGGAAAAAUACCUGCAGAUUUAAUAACCUAAAAUAUUUUCUGAUGUAAAAAUACUUGCUGUAGCGCAUACUUCUGUUCAGUAAUUAGAGAGCUUUGCUUUAAUGAGAGCUCAAAGCAUGAGCAUUUUGCACAGGAAUGAGUUCCAUGUUGGCAAUGUGGCACCUCCUGAAUGCCUUCUCAAGAAGUGGUGGUGAAUCAAUGCAAGUAAGUAGCAAUGCACCUUUUUCAAUGGGAAUUAGUAUACUAGUAAUUAGCUGGUACUAGUAAAUAGCUAAUCCAGUUCAUCCACUUAAUUAGCAUAAAUCUACAUAUUUUCUGCCUUUCAGACACUGCUGAAAAGAAGUGGCAUUUCAUUGUUUUUUUUCUUUUUCAAUUCUGUCAAGAUCUAACUGUACUGCAAGGUAACUAGAAUAUAUUUUUAUAUGAGGGCAUGAUGUCAAGGUAAAACAUUUUUAUAGCGUGUCUCUCAUUGUCAGCAAUACAGAUUGUACAAAUUUAUUAAACUUCACUUUUCACUAUGUAAACCCUCUCAUUUGCUGCUUGCACUUUAUUGGGGCUUUUCAGUGAAAUUGAUUCUAAAUUUUUUUUCAACAUUUUAUUUUGGAAAUGGUUUUCUAGUUUUGGGUAUAUAUAUUUUCUGCAUUGUUGCAGUGUUUGAAAUGUUUAAAAAAAACCGAAAAAAAUCACAAAACUUACCAAACUAGUCUUAGUGUAAAGACUAGUUUGAAGAAUGUGUCUUGUAGGGCUCAGCUUGUGUUUUAAAUCAAAAAGUAUCAUGUACGAGAAGGGAUUCAUCAAAUGCUCUGCUCAAUACUGUAAGAAUUUUCAAGCACUUAAAAAAAUACACAAAGUGAGACAUAUUCCCUGGAAAUGGAAGCUUAUGGAUAACAUUACUGUAUUUUCCAUUAGCACAAGGAGAUUGUAAAGAAUAUUCUUGUACUUGAAUUUUCCAUUGAAAUCAGUUGCUAUAGAUAUGGGCAGUUUUCAUAUUUGUAGAGGCUUUAAACUGGCAUAGACAAUGCUUUAAUUCUGUCCAAACACCCUGACACUACUACUGUUAUUCCUGUUACUUAGCUCAGCACCAUCCUAAUAGAACUGUCAUCCUGGAUUUUAUUAAAUAUCCAGGUGUUUCAAAUAAAACAUGGAUGAGUGGCCUGGAAGUACCUGAAAAAUAGCCAUCUUUUGUAAAACAAACAAACCAUUCUUGCUAAGAAUCUUAGCAGUGACUGAGAGGAGCAAAUCAUCACAUCAAUGCAAAGGCAACUUCCAUUUUCUUUCCACUAUCUCUUCUAAAUCCUGCUGGUUUUUAGCAGUGCAGUGUGCCCUAUGUGUACUUGCCUAAUGAACAGCAUUGUCAGUGACUCACUGGAUAAAUCCCCCGUGAGUUCAUCUGUGCUUAAGGGACGUGUCUGCUUCUAUUUGCUCACUAAGUGGUUGAUUGUGAACAUCCAUUGCUUGCUUUCAUUUACUGUUCCUUAAUUGAGUUGCCAAGAAAGAUUUCUUAAUAAACCAAAAAGCUAUUCAAUGGUAAUGAACAAGAUACUCUUACCAAACAUGAAAAUCUACACACCUGCAAAUGUGAUGCUGAUUUUCCUUUGAAUAUUGAAAUGUAUGCGUUUUGUAAAAGAAUGAAAUCCAAGAAUUUGUUUAGAGUAGAUGAAUACAUCCAAAUCUUUUAAGUACCAUAAAUGCCCCUGCAGGAUAAGUCAGAAAAAGUGUGGGUAUCUAUGUCAGUUGGGAUCCUAGUGUGCACAGUUCUUCAGUCUCCAGGCCUCAUGAUUUAUGCUUCUGACAACUGUUUUAAGUUGCUCUACAUGCUGAAUCUUGUUUACAAUUAAAUAUUAGAUACUUACAAGUCAAAUACAUAAAUACAAAUCAUGCAUUUGUACUGGGUUUCUUAACUGUAAGGUAGCUCAGACAGAAACACGGCAAUUUGUGUAUAUGUUUGUGUAUAUUUUUUACAUUUUUGCACUUAUGGUAGUUUUGUGGUAUUGUUUGUAUAUAGUUUGCUAGUGUAAAGAAUAUAAUCUCAUGAAAUAGAAACCACUGUUGAAGGGAAUUGACUAUUUCAACUUGAGUUAUUUUGCUUAAAGUUCUUGUCCCCUCAGUAUGUCCUUGAGAAUUAUUUUUAACCAUAAUUUGUAUGGCACCAAAAGUAUAUAUUUUAGCGUAUUAAAAUGCUGAAAGGCCUGAGUGCAAAUAGGUUGUCUGUUAAAUGCAUUUAAUGGAAAAUCCCCCCCCAAAUUUGUAACAAAGCAAAAAUAAAUAUCUUAAUUUGUUCCUUGA